Orbicella faveolata is the source of this 988-nucleotide messenger RNA. RefSeq lists its product as uncharacterized. The record is from RefSeq and is a predicted model, not a curated record. Lineage: Eukaryota; Metazoa; Cnidaria; Anthozoa; Scleractinia; Merulinidae.
AAGAGAGUGGAGGGAGUGGAAGUGAAUGGAAGGGAACGUAAGAGAAGGGGAGAGAAUGGCAUGGAAUGGAAGGAUAUUGAACAAAAUCGAAGACAAUGGAAGAGUAUGGAAUGGAAUGGAAGAGCAUGGAGGAGAAUGGAAGAGACUGGAAGAAAAUGGAAUCGAUAAAAAUGGAAUGGAAUACAAUUCUUCAUAUAUAGACCAAAUAAAUAUCAAAGGAAAAGUCAGAAGAUCAUUCGAAAUAAUAUAAUGACCAGUACGAAAAUUCACUGCCUGACUGUCUUGCAGAUUCCUUACUGGUACUUACCAUACGGCGAACAUGGAGUAGGAUCGUGGUCUUCUAAAGUUCUUGAUACUUUGGAUUCUAUGAAGGAACUGGCUCCUAUCGCGCUUGAGUGUGUGAGAUCUUUUCAAGUGACUCCACGCUCUGUAUUUACAAUAGCUGACUAUGGUCCUGCCGAUGGAGGGACCUCAAUGGCGCUCAUUUACUCAUGCGUGGAGGAGUUGAGAAAUUUACACGGCAGUGAGCUUGAAAUUUUCAUUUUCUACGAGGACCAACCAACCAAUGACUUCGCAUCUCUAUUUUCCUUACUUCAAGGUUUGAUACCAGGACCUCCGAGCUAUUUUACGGCAUUUCCCAACGUUUACGUGGCAGCAUGCGGAACCCAGUUCUUCAAGCAGUGCUUUCCAAGUGGCUCCAUACACCUGGGCCUGUGCUGUUUUGCUAUCCACUGGUUAAGCAAGGUGCCAUGUAGCUUAGCUAGCGGCUUGUUUCAUCAUCAGUCUCAAAAUCCCGACGAAAGGGAACUUUUUAGUUAACAGGCUGCAGCUGACUGGGAAACGUUCCUUCUUACGCGAGCUAAGGAGUUAUCUCCAGGUACGUUGAAGUUUGGAGGAGCGGAAGCAUAAUGAUUAGUGCGUUGGACUCCGGAUCGAGCAGUACAGGUUCGAGCCCUGUCUAGGGCCUUUGCGUUGAGCAGUGAUCUUG